This is a messenger RNA of Papilio xuthus (Asian swallowtail), 620 nucleotides long. RefSeq names its product CTD nuclear envelope phosphatase 1 regulatory subunit 2 (gene Cnep1r2). Lineage: Eukaryota; Metazoa; Arthropoda; Insecta; Lepidoptera; Papilionidae. Bases 139 to 531 code for a protein of 130 amino acids. Gene Ontology annotation, cellular component: Nem1-Spo7 phosphatase complex; cytoplasm. The record is from RefSeq and is a predicted model, not a curated record. The transcript is spliced from 4 exons.
UUUGUUUUGACAUUAAAUGAACGUCAUUGUCAACUUUAUAUCAACCAAUAUUUCGAAAAACAUUAACUUGAAAAUAAAUAUGUUUUUCACAAGUGUAUAAUUAAAUAAAGACUGGUUAACGAGAUAUUUUCUAUUAAAAUGUCACUAGAACAAACUGCUUGCGAUGAUGCUCUUACAGACUUGAAGGCGUUCGAACGUCGGCUAACAGAAGUUAUAGCAUGCCUUCAACCUGCCACUAUGAGAUGGAGAAUUUUGUUAGCGGUUGUGUCUAUCUGCACAGCGAUAGCAGCAUGGCACUGGUUGACAGAUCCUCUAACACCUGUGGUAUCUCUGACACAAUCGCUGUGGAACCAUCCAUUCUUUGCAUUUACAUCUACUUUCUUAGUACUGCUGUUCAUGUUGGGCGUGCAUAGGAAGGUGAUAGCGCCCAGUAUAAUUACAGCUCGCACUCGUUCCGUUUUAAAUGAUUUCAACAUGUCCUGUGACGAAACUGGCAAGUUAAUUCUAAAGCCGAGACCUGCAAAUAAUUGAUUGGCAAGCAUAUCAAACUUUUGUAAAUAUUAUAUAAGUAUUAAAUGUUUUUGUAAAUUUAUUUAAUAAAUAAAACACAAUUUAUUAGA